AGAAGAAGAAACUCCAGGAAGUGCUCCAUUAUUAUAAACAUUCAGACAACUAAUCUACGCUUUCACCUUUCAGCUGUCAACAAUGCUGUCACUGAAUAAUUUACGCCUUAUUUGCAUAUCUCAGACUCUUCAGCAUUCACCGAAGUUAUUAGCGAUCAGGCAAUGCUUAUCAAAGGCUUCCUCUUGUGCAACGCUAUGCAACAACUCUAUCACCUUCAGCAGUAAGGGCACAAGGAGGCACACAGGCUUCAGAUUACUGAACGAAAGUACAGUAAAACAUGUCAGUUCACUGCAAAGGACUUUCUGCACGGCCUCUGUGAAGCUACACUGUUGGAACUGUGGCCAGUCUCUCGAACAAACUCCGGCCUUCUUCUGUUUAUCUUGUAAUUUUGUCCAGCCUCCAGAUGAGGUGGUAUCCUACUUCCAGAUUAUGGACUGUGACCAGACCUUUGCACUGGAUACCCAGAGGCUGCAGAAAACAUACUUGAAGCUCCAGCGGUCUCUUCACCCUGACAACUUCAGCCAGAAAACUGCGAAAGAACAAGAGUACUCUGAAUACCAGUCAGCCCUAGUGAACAAAGCUUACAGGACCCUGCUCAAGCCUUUGAGUCGUGGCCUUUACAUGCUGGAGCUGAAUGGCAUGGGGAUAGAGGAGGGGACUGAUGCGGGGGCUGAUCCCCUGUUCCUUAUGGAGUUGAUGGAGAUCAACCAAGCACUGGAAGAGGCACAGAGCAAAGAAGAGUCUGAUAAGAUAGGCGCCUCUAUGAAAGAGAAAUUGAAAGACUUGACUGAACAAAUAGAUGCAUCCUUGCACAAAGGAGAGCUUCAAGCUGCCAAAGCACUUCUCGCCCAAAUGAAAUACUUUGCGAACAUUGAAGAGAAGGUGAAGGAAAAACUUUCAGAGCUAAUGUAAACUGUGUUGACUUCCUUUUGACGCUUCCAGGGUCAUUUUAAGGUUGUUGAGACUUUCAAAAAUACAAUACCACAUUUUAAUAGAACAUUUUAAAGAUGUAUUCGCAUGCAAGUUUCAGGUAUACAAAUAAAUGUGAAAUAUUUACUGAUUA
Messenger RNA from Coregonus clupeaformis (lake whitefish), 1064 nucleotides. RefSeq names its product HscB mitochondrial iron-sulfur cluster cochaperone (gene hscb). NCBI's taxonomy places the organism in Eukaryota, Metazoa, Chordata, Actinopteri, Salmoniformes, Salmonidae. Gene Ontology annotation, cellular component: mitochondrion. Gene Ontology annotation, molecular function: ATPase activator activity; protein-folding chaperone binding. The record is from RefSeq and is a predicted model, not a curated record. Gene Ontology annotation, biological process: protein complex oligomerization; [2Fe-2S] cluster assembly. The transcript is spliced from 6 exons. The coding region runs from base 83 to 913 and encodes 276 amino acids.